AUGUCACAUGAUUUGAAGUCAUUCCCCCCCCCCUAACUAUUCAGUGUAUUGUAAUACUAAUAUAAUAGAUCUAGUCAAUCUUUCUAGAAUAAUCUAGAUCUAGAUCUAGACUCUAGUAGGUAAAACCACAUCUGAGGUAGAAGAUGGCCGUGUUUCACUUCCUGUGCUGCUUACUUGCUUUUGUUGUUGCUGUUAAUGGACUUGAUAAUGGCCUAGCUAGAACACCGCCUAUGGGAUGGUUGUCAUGGCAAAGAUUUCGCUGCAACAUCAAUUGUGAUCAAGAUCCAUUGAACUGUAUCAGCGAGAGACUGUACAAAGAUAUGGCUGAUCGCUUAGCUGCAGAUGGGUACAAGGAGGCUGGCUAUGUUUAUGUGAACAUUGACGAUUGCUGGGCAGCAAAGCAGCGUGACCCAGUUACAAUGAAACUUGUCCCUGAUCCUAAACGAUUUCCUAGUGGCAUUAAAGCAUUAGCUGAUUACGUGCACAGCAAAGGGUUAAAGCUUGGAAUCUAUGGUGAUAUGGGAACAUUUACUUGUGGAGGUUACCCUGGAAGUAAGUUUACCAUGGCUACAGAUGCUCAGACAUUCGCCGAAUGGGGAAUCGACUCUUUUAAAAUGGAUGGCUGCUACUCCACCACUGACGACUUCUCCACAGCCUAUCCAAUCAUGGAGUUUUAUUUAAAUCAGACUGGUCGUCCAAUCCUGUUUAGCUGCAGCUGGCCUGCUUAUGAAAUGUCCUUCAAUCCCAAUUAUCCUAAAAUCGCUAAGUAUUGCAACAUCUGGAGAAACUUUGACGACAUUGACGACUCUUGGGACAGUGUGAAAAGCAUCAUUAAGUAUUAUGGAGAUGAUGCAUACAAUUUUAGCUCUGUUGCUGGACCUGGAAAUUUCAAUGAUCCAGAUAUGAUUAUUAUUGGUAAUAAAGGUCUAAGUCCAUCUCAGGAAGAAGUUCAAAUGGCCAUGUGGGCAAUAAUGGCAGCACCAUUGUUUCUUUCCAACGAUCUCAGAAACAUUUCCGAAAGGUCUCGUAAUUUGAUUCUCAACAAAGGUGCAAUAGCAAUUAACCAAGAUCCCCUGGGUAUUCAAGGAAAACGCCUUUGGCAGAUUGGCAGCAUUCAAGUUUGGCUGAGGCCAGUGCUACCCAAUGGAAGUUAUGCAAUCGCCAUUUUAAAUGAAAAUUAUGGAGGAUAUCUUUCUCCUGUUACUGUCUCCCUUGCUGACCUCGGUGUGGUGGAUAAUGGAACGUAUGUCCUUAACGAAGUGUUCACAGGAAGCUAUAUAGGUACUUAUGGUACCAAGGAUUCUGUGGUUAUUAAGGUUGAUGUAUCCAGUGUGUUCUUUGGUAAAUACACAAGGAAAAGUUAAAUAAACAUCAAUAGACAUUUUCUUUUUUUUACUUAGAAUGGUAGAUUUUACUACUUAGCAUGGUAGAUUUUAAAGCAGUGUUUUCACAAAGUGUAAUAUUUGUACUCUAUGGACAUAGUUUCUCAUGACUUUUCUAAUCUUCACUUUUAUAGGAGUGCUCAAAGGGAAGUCAUUAGACAUUUCUUUAUCACUUUAAUUGCAUUGAAGGGAAAUAAUUUGAAACUUCUUUUUUAUCAUUUUUAUAGGGAAGUAAUUUUUAUAUUUAUAGAUAUGCUUGAAAAAAAAUAUUUAAUGUGAAAAUUGAUAUUAUCUGUCUCUAAACAUUUGAAUUGUCAUACAGCUAGAAAACGUAUUAAUUGAAAACAUAUAUGUAGUCUUACGUCAUGCAUUUGAGAAGUUCAAUCCAAGAUAUUUCACAUUCUAGAGCAGAAAAAGCACAAGAAUACAAAUGGAAGGUCCUGAAUGCAAACAUCUCCUCCAUGAUAUAUAUAUAUAUAUAUAUAUUUUCUUAUUCCAGGACAUCUAUAAGUCUACUAUCAUAAAACUUGAAUUACAAAGUUGGCUGACUUUUUUGUGUGUAUCCAAUGUACCAAUUUUAAAUAUUUAAUUUUCUAUGUAUGAUAUUGUGUAUAAAUAUUACAGCUAUUGAAAGAGACAUGCUAUAAGUAAAAGUAUUUUUAUUAUUCACUAGUAGCCAUGGUCAUUUUUCCCAAAUGCAAUUUAAAUAGUUAACGCUUCAGACCCCUUUUUUGUUUUUUGAAAUUUUGUUAAAAAGAUGCAUUUUGUUAUUCAAAUUGAGUAUAAUUGAAUAAAAAAAUAGAGAAUUCUGAUAUCACAACCAGUAGUUUUCAUAAGAUGGUAUUUGCUAUGUUAGAAAUCUAAACAUAUAUUUUUUAAAAAUCUAUUAUUACCGUUAUUAUUAUUAAUUUUUUUGUUUGCUAAGAGAACUCCAUUUUAUGGGACUUGACAUUUUACUAGACUUACCAGUACUAAAAAGAUUUUCACCAUUUUUUUUUUCUAUUUCUUAAGCUUGCUAUGCAACAAUUUCUCCACUUUAAAUUAGUAAAUUUAUUAAUUUAAAUUAUAAUCAUUUGUUCCUUUUUUUUGUGAUUAGUUGCAUUACAAAUGUUUGUUGCAUCACUUGUAGUAUUUGGCCUAGUUUGAGAUGCCUACAUAGGGCAGCACCAUUGCAUGUGUGUAUAGCUUUUAAAUCAGUGCCACGUGUCCAUUUGUUUAAUUUUAAGAUUUAAUAGUUUUGACUGUUUUGACCAAUGUGUGAGACAUUCUUUUUUUUUUUAAGUAAUGCGAGCACCCUUUUAUUGUUAACAAUUAAUUUUGUUUAUUAUUGAUAUGCAAGGGAAUUUGAAGGGUGGGUUAUAAAUAGUUAAAAUCCUUUUUUGUUUUAUUAUCCAUCUUUUGAACAAACAAGUUUUAAGUGGCUACUCGGAUGUGAUCUAGGAGGCCCAGUGGCUGAGCGGUAAAGCCCUUGGCUUCCGAACCGGGGGUCUGAGAUUUGAAUCCUGGUUAAGACAGGGAUUUUUAAUUUCUGGAUCUUUGGGCGGCCUCUGAGCCUACCAAGCUCUAAUGGAUACCUGACAUUAGUUGGGGGAAAAGUAAAGGCGUUUGGUCGUUGUGCUGGCCACAUGACACCCUUGUUAAUCGUGGGCCACAAAAACAAACGUUCUUUACAUCAUCUUCCCUAAAGACCACAAGGAGUGAAAGGGAAACUUUACUUUACCGAUGUGAUCUCUCUGUUCAAUUUUUGCAGUAGGGUUAUUAAAGCAAUCAUUUAUUAAAUAUUAAUUGUGCGAUAGUCAGGAUUUAGUUGAAAUGUUUUACAUCUUGAUAGCACUGGCUCGUUGUUAGAGUUAAGAAAAUUACAUCAUUGCCUGAUUGUAUGUAGCGUAUCAUCAAUUAUUUUUCUUCUGCAUUCUCAUUAGUAUGUUGAGAUGAGUCGAGAUGAUGUAUUUUAUGUACUUUGUCUGAGAUGAAUUAUGUAGUUAUUCUCAGAAAUAGCAGCUCUCUCUAUGUGUAUAUACAUAUAUAUAUAUUUGGCUCUUAUUGAAACGUGAUGGGGUGAGCUGGGGUAUUUUUCAAUGUACCGGUAGCUUAUGCUUAGAAUGUGCUGAUUUUCUUUUGUUAAAAGAUUUGGUUAAAUUAAAGAAUCCCAUGUUUGUAUUAAAUCUAUAAAACAUUCCUUUUUAAUCUGCCUUUCUAUUUUGGCAUAACUGUUUUAUUAACUUUCUGAAAAUGUUUUUAUUUUUGUAUGAAUAAAUAUGUAUGAUAAUAGUGA
Biomphalaria glabrata is the source of this 3657-nucleotide messenger RNA. RefSeq names its product alpha-N-acetylgalactosaminidase-like. The coding region runs from base 144 to 1364 and encodes 406 amino acids. Gene Ontology annotation, molecular function: alpha-galactosidase activity. The transcript has 8 exons. Lineage: Eukaryota; Metazoa; Mollusca; Gastropoda; Planorbidae. Gene Ontology annotation, biological process: glycoside catabolic process; oligosaccharide metabolic process; glycosylceramide catabolic process. The record is from RefSeq and is a predicted model, not a curated record. Gene Ontology annotation, cellular component: cytoplasm.